AUGUCUAACGUCGAAGUCAUUCGGGACUUGACCGAGUCGCUGAUUGCCCAGUUUAUCGAAAAUGACUCGUUACAGAAGUACCAAAAUGUUACUAAGACUCAAGUGGAGGGAGCGGUGAAAGCGGCUGUGAGAGCGUUUAAAUUUUCACUGAAUAUUCAAACUGGCACGUCCACUAUCAGGCCUGAACUUGAUGUCAAACUGGCGGACGCAGACGGGCCCUUGCGGGGACCUCACGCCGAGAAAACAGAGUCGAAGGAGGUCAUUUCUCACAAGUCCUCCUUGUUUCCAACUUGCUUCAAUCGACUUGCCAAGUUUCGAGAAGAGUCGAAGGCGAUUGACGUUGUGAUCAAAUCGGGACCACUACGAAUUGGGGCGCAUAAAGUCGUCAUUUGCUCAGCAAUCCCCUACUUCCAGGGGCUUUUUAUGUCACUGAGGAAUAACCCGGAGACAUCGGAAGUUUCAAUAGAAAUUCCAGGCGUAGAUCCUGCAAUCAUCAUUUCAUUGAUUGAAUGGGCGUACAUUGGUGAGAUAAAGCUCACUAACGAAACCGUACAGUCUCUCCUCGUCGCUGCUGGAUAUCUAGGCUGCGAACAAGUAAUCACAGCCUGUUGCGACUUUAUUGAGCGGCGCAUGAGCACUGAAAAUGUCCUCGAAGUUGUCCAGGUCGCAGAGAGCUUGUCAUGCCACGAUUUGGCCCGGCGAGCUCGGCAGUACAUAGACCGCUAUUUCUGCGAUCUUUUUGGACUUCCUGUUUGGACAAGCGCUCCUGCUGAAUUAGUGAUGAGUAUUCUUGGCUCAUCUGACUUGUAUGUCGAGCAGGAGGCGAAUGUCUGGUCAGCGUUCAAAAUCUGGCUCAUCGCAAACCCAUCUUGCGAGGCAAACCUCGUCCAUGGGAUGCUCAGCCAAGUUCGCUUGCACCUGCUGCCGCCGCAAUUCAUUCGCGACGAGGUCUUGAUCUUCGAUUUGGUUUCGAGCAAUAUCCAAUGCCGUAACUUGAUAGAUGAUGCAAUAUUGCGCCAUUGCAAUGUUGAGUUCUCGCGAAUGAAAGUUUGCGAUCCAGACGAUGAUGGGCUGCUGAUUGAAAGUGAACGACUAAACCCCAGAUAUUGCUCGCACUUGCAGAAUCACAUUUAUUUACUUGGCGGUUUCGCGUCAAACGCUGUCCACGAGUCCAUCAACAUUGUCGAUAUGUUUGACUCCAGUUCAAAGCAAUGGAAGCACAUGCCACAAAUGAAUCGUUGCCGAGGACGACUUGGGGUGGCCGUUUUGAAUGGAAUGCUCUACGCACUGGGUGGCUUUGAUUGCGCCGUGAGAUUGAACUCAGCUGAACGAUUUGACCCUAAAACAAACAAAUGGGAAGUCGUCGCUAGUAUGUUAUACUGUAGAAGCGCGCCGGCAUGCUCGUCGAUGAACGGUCGACUUUAUGUAUCUGGUGGCUAUAACGGCGACCUCUGCCUCAACAGCUGCGAAUGUUACGACCCUGUUAGGGACGUUUGGGAAGAAGUUCCAUCGAUGCAACGAUCUCGAUCCGCAGCGGCAGCGGUUUGCUUUGCCGGUAAAAUGUUCGUCACUGGCGGAUGCGACGUCGUUCAAUUCUUCAAUUCUGUGGAAGUCUUUGACGGAAAGAAGUGGACCGAGUUUCCUCCGAUGAUACACAAUCGUUGCCGACAUGGAAGUCUCGUUUUCCAAGGCAAGCUUUGGGUCGUAGGCGGGUAUAACGGACGCUUCUUGCAAACUUGCGAGCAGUACAGCUUCGCCACUCAACAAUGGACUCCCAUGACUCAGGAGAUGAAUGUUCGACGAGCUAGAGUCGGCGUUGCAUCAUCUGGAAACAAGCUCUAUGCGAUCGGCGGGUAUGAUGGAAUGACCAAUCUGUCGUCCAUCGAAAUUUACGAUCCAGAAGAAGGCACGUGGUCCCUCUCAGGAAAUAUGAACCGGCAUGAGGGAGGUGUAGCGCCAGCAAAACAUCUUACAUCUUACAAGAAAAUGACCAUCGAAAUUGCUGCUGAUGGCUUGGCUAAGCAAGAUAAAGAUAACUUAGAUUUAUCAAGCCUUGCUGCUGAUACUCCGGAAGUUAUUUCCAGACAGGCCACAAUUAAUAUCGGUACGAUUGGCCACGUAGCCCACGGAAAGUCGACCGUGGUGAAGGCGAUCUCCGGCCAGUCGACCAUUAGAUACAAGAAGGAAUUGGAAAAGAACAUUACAAUCAAACUUGGUUACUCAAAUGCUAAAAUUUACCAUUGCGCGGACGUUCCAAGGCCCGAAGCUUACAUGUCCAGCAGCUCAUCAGACAAAGACGAGAUCACGAGGGAGUUUGAAGGAAAAGCGGUUACAUACAAGGUGCAUCGACACGUCUCCUUUGUUGAUUGCCCCGGUCACGACGUUCUUAUGCAGACUAUGUUGAACGGUACCGCUGUCAUGGACGCUGCUAUCUUGCUUGUAGCUUGUAAUGAACCUUGCCCGCAGCCUCAAACGAAAGAGCACAUGGCUGCUAUCGAGUUGAUGGGACUGAAACAUAUCAUUGUUCUCCAGAACAAGAUCGACUUGAUCCAUCAAAACUCUGCUAAGAGCAACUACAUGGACAUUCGUAAAUUCAUCCAGGGCACACCAGCCGAUACCUCACCAAUUAUCCCCAUUUCUGCACAGAUGAAGUAUAACAUCGACGUUCUCUGCGACUACAUUUGCAACUACAUCCCCCUUCCUCUCAGAGACUUCACUGAACAGCCUAAGAUGAUCGUCAUCCGAUCAUUCGACGUCAAUAACCCUGGUUCUGAGGUGCACGAACUCAAGGGAGGUGUAUGUGGAGGCUCGCUCAUGCGCGGUGUCCUUGUUCUUGGCCAGGAGAUCGAAAUCAGACCUGGAGUUACUGUCCGAGACGAUGCCAACAACUCGCAAGUGUUCCCAACAAAAUCGAAGAUUAUGUCUUUGAAAUCAGACAAAAAUGAUCUUCAGUACGCCGUUCCUGGAGGUCUUAUCGCCGUUGGAACGAAGUGCGAUCCAUUCUUGUGUAGAUCGGAUCGAAUGGUCGGUCAAAUUCUUGGUACUCCUGGCACGCUUCCUCCUGUUUUCCGACAGAUUGAGAUCCGAACUCAUUUACUUCCUCGUCUCCUUGGUGUUGCUGCCGAUGAAAACAAGAAGAAGGAAUCGAAGAUCAAGCCGCUUGAAAAGAAUGAAAAUCUUAUGUUGAACAUUGGUUCGUUGAGUUGUGGAGGUCGAAUCAUCAAUGUGAAAGGAAGAAGCGCUCGACUGAUGCUCCAGCAGCCCGUGUGCACGAGUGAAGGCGAGAAGAUCGCCAUUUCGAGACGUAUCGACAGAGCCUGGCGAUUGAUCGGUUGGGGCGAUAUCAAGAAGGGUGUCAAGAGCGAACUGGGUGGUGUCAAGGACGAAGAUAAUUAA
Messenger RNA from Oikopleura dioica, 3396 nucleotides. The record is from the annotation of a GenBank genome assembly. Lineage: Eukaryota; Metazoa; Chordata; Appendicularia; Copelata; Oikopleuridae.